AUGGCUCCCCCCGGCAACCUCUACGUCACGAUGCAGCCGCGGCCAGGUCUCUCGCUCGACCAGUUCCACGAGUGGUACAACAACGAACACGGCCCUACGCGACUGCGGCUGCCGCAAAUCUUCGCCAAUGGCCUGCGCUAUCGGGCUGCCGACGGCCAGCAGCCCGAGUUCCUCGCGGCCUACGACGUCACCGACAUGGCGCAUCUCGAGACCGAGACGUACCUGACGCUGCGCGCGAAUCGAUCCCCGCGAGAGGCCGCGACCAUUGGCCAGGUGGACGUCUCGCGGUACUUUUACGACCUUGUGCAUGGCGAGGAAUCGCCCCUCUUUAUGCCGGUCGACAAGUUGACGGACGAAGAAGCAGAGGGCCUCGUGGCGGUCGCUACCGAAAUCACCCUCGAGGACACGCCUGAAGCAAAGGCCCUGUUCAAGAAAUGGUUCAUCCAAGAGCACAUUCCAUUUCUGUCCAAGAUCCCCGGCUGGUUAAGAAGUCGUCUCUUUAUCACUUCGAGCCUCGAGCCGGACCUGCCCACUAAAUUCCUGACCUUUCACGAUUUUGCCAAGGACAAUGGCUUGCAGGCUGCAGAGCAGAAGGCUGCCACCGACGGCUCCUGGAAGAACGACGACUUUGACAACUCGGUCGCAUCCAGAAAGAGGCGCAUAUACUCUCUCUUCUACACCUUUGGCCCUGCUCCAAGAGAUCUCGACCACCUAUCGAGACUCCCCCCGGCAGCGUCCUUCACGGCGGCAGACUCCAAGACGUCUACAAUCGCCGGCCCAGCUCCCAUCCUCGCUUCAUACAUCACCACCCCAGACUCUCUCGCCAUUCCCUACCGCUUACAAGGCAAUCCCUCGCCAACCGCCCCCACAGUCGCCUUCUGCAACUCCCUCCUCACCUCUCUCCACAUGUGGGACGCCUUCGUCGACAUCCUCAAGCUCCAUCGUCCAGACCUCCGCAUCCUCCGCUACGACACCCGCGGCCGACACGCCAUCCCACAGCCUCCCACCUCGGCAACGCUCCACACUCUCGCCGACGAUCUCCUCGCCGUCCUGGACGCCCUCCGCAUCCCAAGACUGCACGCUCUCAUCGGCGUCUCCAUGGGCGGCGCCACAUCCCUCAACUUCACCCUCAAAUAUCCCUCGCGCCUAGACAAGCUCAUCGCCUGCGACUUCAACGCCGCCUCCUCGUCCGCAAACUCUCAGGCAUGGAAAGACCGCGUCGCCAUCGCCGAGCAGGAUUCCGGCCGCGGCAUCCACCAGCUCGCCGAACGCACCAUUGCCCGCUGGUUCCACCCGGCGUCCAUGGAAAAGCCGGAUCUCGUCAAGCGGAUGACGGAAAUGGUCACUGAAAACAGUGUAGACGGGUUUAAACAUAGCUGCACCGCUCUUUCCGACUAUGACAUGAAGCCUGAUAUGCCGUCGUGCUCUGUCCCAGGACUAUUUGUAGUUGGCGAUGGCGACGCCAAUGGAGUGCUGGUAAAAGCAAUGGAAGGAUUUACAGGCCUGUUUGGACCAAACGGCACUGAGCUCAAAAUUGUUCCCAACACAGGACAUUUGCCCAUGUCCGAGGACCCAGACGCAUUUUGGGAAGCUGUAAAGGGAUUCUUAUAA
Messenger RNA from Trichoderma atroviride IMI 206040, 1611 nucleotides. RefSeq lists its product as uncharacterized. NCBI's taxonomy places the organism in Eukaryota, Fungi, Ascomycota, Sordariomycetes, Hypocreales, Hypocreaceae. The record is from RefSeq and is a predicted model, not a curated record.